Lodderomyces jiufengensis is the source of this 456-nucleotide messenger RNA. RefSeq lists its product as uncharacterized. The record is from RefSeq and is a predicted model, not a curated record. NCBI's taxonomy places the organism in Eukaryota, Fungi, Ascomycota, Pichiomycetes, Serinales, Debaryomycetaceae. Gene Ontology annotation, cellular component: intracellular membrane-bounded organelle; endoplasmic reticulum membrane. The transcript has a single exon. Gene Ontology annotation, molecular function: heme binding. The coding region runs from base 1 to 456 and encodes 151 amino acids. Gene Ontology annotation, biological process: sterol biosynthetic process.
AUGUCAAGAUCAUCAAGGCGAGAAAUAUCCCUAAAAGAAAUCAAGAAACAUGAUCAACCAAAUGAUUUAUGGAUGAUACUAUAUAAUAAAGUAUAUGAUUUAACAGAAUUUACAAAAUAUCAUAUAGGAGGUAUAGAAGUUUUAUAUGAUUGUGGAGGAUCAGAUGCAACUGAAGCAUUUGAAGAUGUUGGUCAUAGUGAUUUUGCAGUUGAAAUGUUAAAACCUUAUUUAAUUGGUGAUGUUGAAUUAAAUGAUCGGAAAAUUUAUCAUAUAAAAUCUUUUACUCCUGAAAUUGAAAUUUUUGAAUCAAGAAAUAAUAAAAUUGAUGAUUUAAAAUUUGAAAGUUUUUAUCAUUACAUUAUUAGAAGAGUUUAUGAAUUAACUAAUUUAUUUUUGUUGAUUCUUCUAGCUAUUUCUUCAUUCAUUUUGCUUAUAUUAAUUCAAAAAUUCAAAUAA